Messenger RNA from Striga asiatica, 366 nucleotides. The record is from the annotation of a GenBank genome assembly. Lineage: Eukaryota; Viridiplantae; Streptophyta; Magnoliopsida; Lamiales; Orobanchaceae.
AUGGUGGUGGUGGGGAUGGUGAAGGUGGUGGUAGGGAUUUAUAAAUAUGAGGUGGGGGAGGAGAUUUUGCCGAACGUGGCGGAGACUUGUAGAUAUAAGAAGGUGGCGGCGAUGGACAUGGUGGUGGAGGGGACUUGUAAACAUAUGGUGGUGGUGGUGGAGAUGGGGAUGGCUGAGGUGGCGACUUAUAAAUAUAAGGUAGAGGAGGAGAUUUUUCUGGAGGUGGCGGUGAUGGAGAUGAUGGUGAUGGUGGAGGUGGCGACUUAUAAAUAUAAGGUGGAGGCGGAGAUUUUUCUGGAGGUGGCGGAGACUUAUAGACAUAAGGAGGUGGCGGUGAUGGAGAUGGUGGUGGAGGGGACUUGUUAA